This is a messenger RNA of Selaginella moellendorffii, 1212 nucleotides long. Its product is annotated as pentatricopeptide repeat-containing protein At4g02750. The transcript is spliced from 4 exons. The record is from RefSeq and is a predicted model, not a curated record. Gene Ontology annotation, molecular function: RNA binding; protein binding. Bases 1 to 1212 code for a protein of 403 amino acids. Gene Ontology annotation, biological process: RNA modification. NCBI's taxonomy places the organism in Eukaryota, Viridiplantae, Streptophyta, Lycopodiopsida, Selaginellales, Selaginellaceae.
AUGCCGCAGAGAGAUUUGGUGUCGUGGAGCACCAUUACUGCUGCUUACGCACAUCUUGGAAGAUUAGUUGACGCAAAGAAAAUAUUCGAUUUAACGCCGCAACAGUGUGUUUUAUCGUGGAAUACAAUAGUCGCAGCAUUUUCCUCAAAUGGGCAUUUGGAUUAUGCAAGAUUUAUGUUUGACCGGAUGCCACAUCGCAAUGUAAUCUCUUGGAACGCAAUCUUGGGUGCGUAUGCUAGCGCUGGAUUUGUAGAGAUGACUGAUAAUAUCUUCCAGUCCAUGGACGAGAGAGAUUCCGUGUCAUGGAACUCUCUGAUAUCCGGAUAUUCUCACCGGGGUCACGGUUGUAUGGCCAGAGAAACGUUUCGUGCGAUGGUUUUGAAUGGUUUCUCUCCGGACAGUGUGACGCUUCUCGCAAUCCUCUCAGCUUGCAGCGUCGAUGGAAGGCUUCAGGACUCUUGGAACUGCUACACAUAUGCAACGCAGGACUUUGGCAUCGUUCAGACUGGCGAACACUUGUUUUGCGUGGUGGAUCUCAUGGGAAAAUGCGGCCUCUUGAGUAUGGUGGAAGAAACUACUGAUUUUCUGGUUUCUUCGUCAUCGACUGUGAAUCCUAUUCCAUGGACUGUCAUGUUGGGCGCAUCCAAAAUGCACGACGAUGCGAGGCGUGGGAGAAUGGCCGUGGAGAAGCUCAUGGAGCUGGAGCCGGAAAACUUCUCCUCUUAUGGCGUGAACGAGAAAACAACUGUUAAGCAUGGGAGAGCAAGGAGAAGCACGAGAAGGCUCGAUGCUGGAAGCUUGUUUGCCUUGCUCACAGGCGAGGAGGAAAAUCAAGAGCUCUACAGCCCAAGCGACUUGAUCAUCAGAACAGCUCCCAAUGCCAAAUCUUUCUCCAGGGGCAGAGCUGGAGCUAGAGCACGGGGUGGAAGGCCCAUUCAGCUUGUUUCAUUUGGGAUUUGCCCUUUGGGCCCAAAUGCAAUCUGGAGAAAUUCUCCAAUUCUCACAGGGGUUGGAUAUGGUGGCCUUGUUUUGAAUGGUCCAGGACUUGCAUCCUAUACCUUAUGCUUCCCAGCUCCACAGGUUUUUAAGACACUUGUUCCUCUUGAAGGUGGAGCAGUGGGAGUUCCACCAGCUGGUGCACUUGUGAACUACGAGUUAGAUCUUUAUUAUAUCCAACAGGCUUUUUCAUGCCUUUUUGAACCCAUGUAUUGA